Naegleria lovaniensis is the source of this 11721-nucleotide messenger RNA. RefSeq lists its product as uncharacterized. Gene Ontology annotation, biological process: double-strand break repair via nonhomologous end joining; telomere maintenance. Gene Ontology annotation, cellular component: nucleus. The record is from RefSeq and is a predicted model, not a curated record. The coding region runs from base 1 to 11721 and encodes 3906 amino acids. NCBI's taxonomy places the organism in Eukaryota, Heterolobosea, Eutetramitea, Acrasida, Naegleriidae. The transcript has a single exon. Gene Ontology annotation, molecular function: DNA-dependent protein kinase activity; protein binding.
AUGUUAUCAGUGGCCAUGAAGAUUAGUGACAAGUAUGACUAUUUUGAAAAUAUCAACGACAAGAGUACCAUCAUGAAGUCAUCUUCCACAAUUGUAAAACAAGAAUCUCAAUCACUAUUGGCUGAGAAUGCUGCCCAAAUGACAGAUGAAGAAGUUGAAGAUGAUGAAAUUCUCAUGAAGAAACUCUUCAUUGUCGAUUACAAUACCAAAGUCAUUUGCUAUCAAUUACUUUUGAAGUUUGUUAAAGAUAACGUCAUUCAACGAUUGCAUGAAUUCAAAGGAGAAUUACUCACUAGUUGCAUCAAAUUUGUGCUUUCCAUGCCUAAAUCAUUUAUUGAUCUCAAAUAUUGGGUGCAUCCAUUGCAGUUAUCCUUCGAGUUGGGCCUAAGUUAUUUACCUCUUGCAAACAUCGGUCUUGAAGCCAUUGAAUAUUGGUUGAAAGUGUUGCCAAGAUCUGAACUUGUUGAAAAGUGCUUCCCUAAAGUUUUACCAAAAUUAGAUCCCUAUCUGAUGGUCAAGCACAACAACUCUAUUGGUGUGAGCGGUGACGACAAUGAUGUAGAUGCAGAGGUGUCCGACAUUUCCAAACUGUUGAAAGGACAAACCAAAACUUCCAUCAGAAAAACCAAUGAUAACACUACACAAGCUAAAAACAAGCUUUCUAGUUUUGACAAAACCCCACUCAAGAAAGUACAAUUAGGUAUCAUCCGAUUACUAGGAAAAAUUGGAGGAGACAAUGCCAAUAUUUUGAACAAGGCCGAAAAUUCACACGCCAAUGACGAUAUCAUUAUUACAUGGGACACGGAGCCACGUGUGAAAUUCUCAAUGCCAUUCCGUGAUGUGAAAAUGGAACUUUUCUUUGAUCCUGUUUUACCCAGAAUUACGGAACUUGCUGAAAAAUCUAGUGAUAGACAAACCAAGAUUGCGGCAUGUGAAUUCUUGCACUCGAUUGUACUUUAUAUGGUUGGUAAAAAUGCAUAUAGCCCACAAGCAAGACAAAGGGCACAAGAAAUUCAAAUGAAGCAACAGGAAGAAGAUGAAAAGCGCAAAAACAAGCAAGAUUCAUCAAUCAAUGAUGAAGAAUCUACUGUAGUAGUCUCAAGCGACCCAACCCCUUAUUACAAAAUCUAUGAAAAAUUAUUUCCAGUAUUGUUGAGACUUUCAGUCGAUACUGAACAAGUCACCAAACAAUUAUUUGAACCUUUAAUGUUCCAAUUGGUCCACUGGCUUACUCAAAACAUGCAAUAUGAAAAUAAGGAGACCAUGGCUUUAUUGGACUCAAUCAUUGAUUCCAUGUCAAACACUACGGAUGGAGCUCUCAGAGAUCAAUGUGCUUUAUUAUUGAAUGAAUUCUUGAAGUGGUCAGUCAAGCACGAUCGUGACAAGAAAUACAUUAAUGUGAAAUCACUUUUCCAAAGGCUAUACAGCAACAUCCAUCAUCCAAAUUUGUUCAAGAGAUUGGGAGCUGUUAUUGCUUUUAACAGCAUGUACAAAAGCUUUAGAGAAGUAGACGCACUCGUUCAAAGACAUGUGCUUGAUUGGUUACACAAUGUGAUUAUCAGUUUAAAAAUUAUUGACAAUGAUUCAGAAAUUUUAGAAAAUCAAAAAACAUCUCAUUCGAGCUCCAACAGCACUGGUAUCAUUGAAAAAUCUAUUCAAUUAAUUGGACAUAUCGAGAGAAUUGUAGUUCAAAAAUCAUCUCUUCUUAUCAGUGAGAUGGAUCGUAGAAUUCACACAACGCUUGCUGAUUGUGUGGAUUGGAUUUUCAUGCAAUGUGGAAACGGCGAGAGAAUUUGUCGUGAGCAAUGCAUGAGAUUAUUCCCAACGUUGUGCAUGUUAUUGCCUGGAUUUGAUACAGAUGAUGGCCCACGAAGAUGGAUUCAUGCAAAAUUCAAAUCUGACGAAUCGAGCGUUCUUCGAGUGGUAGACGUUCCUUCUUCGUACAUUCCAAGCUAUGGAGGUUCAAUUAAGGUCAAAUCAGAGAAAGAAGAAAAGAAAGUGAAUAUUGCUCUCAGUACGACAGCAACAGCCAAUGACAUUUCUUAUUUUGAAAAAGUAAUGGUUUGGCUUCAAAAGUUAGAGGCCUCUUUUGAUUGUCUUUAUUGGUUAUUUAAUCACAAAUUUUUGUAUCCUCACCAAUUGUUUAACUUGGAAAAGGAACAUGAUGAAUUGAAUCUCGAAAAUAAGAGAGCAUCUUCAUCUGGAAGUAGAGCUACAAAUUACAAAAAGAGGAAAACAACUGAUGACAAUGACAUGCUCGAUGAUGAUGGAGAAGUGAGAGUAAUAGAGGAUGAACAAGAACAUGUGGCCUCGACUUCAUGCUCGAUCAUUGGUCACAUUUAUAACUUUAUUGAAAAAUUUGCUCUCAAAAAGACGAGUGAGUCAUUUAUUUUGAUCAGUUCUUCCGACUCAGAAAAGUAUAUUCACAGAAAGACCUCUACAUUAUUCAAGUUACUGAACUUCUUUGGUUUGAUGCUUGACAAGUAUCCAAGCAGUUUAUUAUCACAAAAAGUCACAGAGAAGGAAAAUAUUUUGGAGAACACCAAAUUCCUCACAUUAUUAUUCCUUUGCAUUUUAACACCAUCCAAGCAAGGCUUUAACACGAAUCAAGAGGAAGUGCAAACUAUGCUACCUCGAUUAACACGAAAGAUUCUAGAAUCAAUUGUCACAUAUUCAAAGCAUACCGCUAAUGGAUCAGCAAUUAUUGCUAAAUGCAAAAAGAUUUUGAAUGACAUGUUGUCACAGCUUGUUGAAAAACAUAUUCAUCAAUUGGAUUUCACAAAAUCAGUCAAGUUGAAUAUGGAUGAUUAUACAUUCAUGUUUAGAGGAAUAAGACUUUUGCACAAAUUAGAUUAUUUAGAUGACGAUGCCUUACGACCUCAUUACUCAUCAAAAAAUGAGUUUGGAAAGAAGAUUUUAGACAAGUUAUUUAAUCAACAUUUUGAUCCUUUAAUGGGACCAGUGAAUGUUAUUAUUUGCAAAGAAAUGCUUCAGAUGUGCUUUGAGUUUUCCAUUGAUGUUGAUCAUUUGUUAGAUAUGGUCACAAACACCACAGCUUCCUCUUCAGCCGACAACAUUUUAUCGAAGAAGUUAUCCCAAAUUGAUUCUUCAUAUCAAAUUGCAGGUGACGAAGGUAGCAGCGCAGAACAUCAUUCCAAACAGCCUCACAGAGUGAAGCCAACCACGAAAGGGGCGCAAUUUUACAAAAUAUUCCACUCAGAAAUUGACACGUACAUUUCUGAACACUUGGAUGUAUUUUCCAAGGCACUCCUGACACGAAUUGCAAACAUUCCAUCACUCAAAGAUCAGCACGAGCUGAACCAUCACUUUUUAUUUGAUGUAAUUCUGAGCGUGAGUUUGAAAUUUUUAAGACUUCCAUCCUCGAAAAAAGAUAAGAAGUCGAUCUUUGUGCAGCAUGUAUUGGAUUCUUUGAAACCAGUUCUUGAAAAAUGUAAGAACACUACCGAUGACGAUUACAAAAUCAAGACCAUGUCACUCAUUGAGAGACUUUUCGCUUUGGAUGCUACAUUAAUAUUGCAGCAUGCCAUUUAUCAAGAGGCUAUUAUUGAAUUCCUUUUGACAUGUCUCAAAAUCAAGAGAGAUGAUUCUUCUAGAACUUCAGAGAGUGAAUCACCAUCCAAUCUAUUUGAUUUGAAAUUGAAAGCCAUUCGUAUUUUGCCAGUCAUCUUUAAGAACUCUCUACUGUCGUCUGAAAAGGACGAAGUAAAAGAAAAGUUCAAAGGAGAACUUGCACCAAUUCUUAAUCAAAUCAAGAAAAUUGUGAUUGAUGAUUUUCCAUUGAAUUAUGAAGAAAUAGAAGUUGAGUCAAGCGAAUACGAUGAUCAUGUUUCAUUACUUGAGGACUUACUUUUUGCUCUUCAAGGAUCUGAUUCUGUUGAAGUGUUGGAACAAAUUUUGCCACUUUAUCGAUGGAAAAAUCAUCCAAUUCAAGAACGAAUGACACAAUCAUUGAAAUCCUUAUUUGGAAAAUUCACAAAUGAAAAGCUUUUGAAAGCAGCCAAUAGUUGUUUAGAGACAUUCUACAAGGAAAGUUUGCCAAUCGAUAUUCGAAGACAAGUGAUUCAGUGGGUUUGUCUCACAUGCCUCACACACAUGCCUGAACGAGUGUUAAUUCAAUUCUUUGAGGACAAUAUUCAACGAUUAAUGAAAUCGAUCGCAAAACCAACGGCUCUAAGUGAAGAAAGUUCAAAUCCCAAUAUUGAUGAACUCGAUACAGAUUCUGUAAAAGCUCUCUUUGUCACGAGAACUUGCUGUUACAAUUUACUGGAAGCCAUGUAUCGUUUAUUGCCUGCUACUGCUGUCAAGGAAUUUAUCAACAACAAGUAUUGUGAAAAAACAGCAAACAGCAGUCAGCUUACUGGUAAAGAAUUGACAGAGAAAGUUAUGAGAUCGAGCUUUGCUGCACGUUCAUGGAAACUCAACGAUCAAGAAUUCAAGUUGUUGGGUCACGACUUGUUACUCGAUUUUAGAACAAGUGCUUUCAAUGUGCUUGCUGGAGGUGUGAAAUGUACACAAACUCAAGAAAAGUUUUAUACUGGAUUUCUCUUCAAAGAAAAAGAGGAUGAUUUGUGGGAAAAUAUUGUCAAUCUCGAUUGCCAUUAUAACUUUGAAAUUGAGACCAAUUUUGCAUUCCAUCGAAAAGCAGUGGAUGAAUUACGAGUAGAUUCUAAUCAAAAGAAAAUUGAAUCACACGCUGGCACUCACAGAAAACCAGGAGAGCUACAAAUCGGUUAUCUUUCGUCACAAUAUCUUUCUGACAGUUCAUUGAGCUCUAGUUUGCCAAUUGCUAGUAAUUUCUUUAUUCCUGGAUCGAAAUAUGCAGAAGAGGCCAUUUUGAACAAUUCAUCAGAAGAAGAAGCAUCAUCGAACAAGCCACAAGAUGUAGGUUCUACCUCUUCCACGAGCAAUGACAGCAACACCAACUCUACUUUGGAAAUGGACGAAAUUAAUGCUAAUCCUUGCAUGUCUGCCGUGUUGAGAACGAUCGAUCACAUGGUCUCUAUUUUCAAAUAUCCUGGCGUUUCAUCAGAUGCUUCAUCCGUAACGUCCACCACGACACAAACCAUGCCUUCAUGGAUGGGUGAAAUGCACAAAAAGCUAAAUAACGACUCUACACAUAGAAAUAUCAAACUCUUCAUUUGCAAGGUCAUCAUUAACAGACCCAAUGUGUUUGAACCAUUUGCCAAACACUUCUUCGAACCUAUUGUGAAACUAAUUUUGAGAGAAGAAGAGGAACAAAAACAAAGUGAAGACGUCUCUACUAGAGGUAUCAACUACUUUAUCAGAGACUUGUUAAUUUUAUUGUUGAGAUGGAAAGACGUGUCUCCACACAAAUCAGCACUCACCAAAGAUUUAGCUUCCAAAUUACUCGCAUUCAUGUUUAAGAAUUGUGCUCAUCAAAAGAAAGUGAUUCUGAGAUCCAAUCUUGAAUUGAUUAAAUUGAUGGUUGAGAAAUGGAGAGAGGCAAUGACUAUUAACAAAACUAUUAUUCUAGGAUGGCUAUGUCAUGACGAAUCGAAAUCGUCAGCAAAAUUAGCGAGAACAACAGGACUUCAACUUUUGGGAAUCAUGAUUGCGAAUGAUAUUCCAAUCUACAUGACCGAGACAGAUUCCAAUUUAGGAGUGAAUGAAGAACAAUUCUAUGAGAAGAUUCUCGAUAAUUUAAGCUUCAAGAACAAGGACGUUUAUGAAGCAGCUGCAGAAAUUAGCGGAAUGAUUUUGAAGAGUCUUUCAAAUUCUAAAACACAUUCAAAUGAUAGUGUGAAAUUGUUUGAAAAAUUACUUCUUGCAAGAUGUUUGGGAAUUCUACAGAAAAUGCAAUACGAUCGAUUCUUGAAUUGUCUCUACAAGAUUGGAAUUCAUGAUACUGGAUUUAUUGACAAUUUCUUGCCAACCAAGAUUUUGGAUAUUUUACCAAAUUUAUAUGGUGUUUAUAAGAAGACAGCUCUUCAAUUGAUUUCAUGGAGAGCUGAACAUAUUACUGAUUUGUAUACUUCUUUGAAGCCAUUCAUUCGUCAACAUUUACAACACAAAGAUGAACCUACUCAAUUAUUAACACUUCAAAUUGUUUAUCAACUCGUGAAAGCAAUUCCAAAAGAUGACGUCAUGCACUUUAUGGAAAUUAUUACUACACAUAUUAACACGAGUGAUGCUCAAAUGAUUGCAACAUUCUCUGAACCUUGCCGAGAAAAGUAUUAUGACAUUUUAAUUUGGUUAUUCGAUAACAGACCUACCGAAUUUAGAAGUGAUGAAAUGAUCCGAACUGAGUUGCUAAAGGCCAUGAAUGAUCCUUCCGAAGACAUUCGAAAGAAAAUGCUCAUCUUUUGGGAUCACGAAUCUAGAUUAUCCAACGAAAGUUUACGUCGUUUGGAGCAAUCAUUUACUCUCUUAUUUUCACAAAAUUUAGGUGACAAGUGGCUUCAAUUUUCCUCAUACUUGAUUCUUCAAUUAUUACAUCGUUCACCUGAUUUUUCUGAUACCAACGCCAUCUUCUCAGAGAGUCUUUCCAAUUGUGUCUUUAAAGAAUACAAGAUUGACACAAGUUGGCAACAUAGAAGUUUACCACUAACGGCCACAUCCAUUGUUCUUGGAUCUGGAGUAUCGAUAGGAUCUAGUUCCAAGAAGGGACAUGGAACUGUUCAAAGUUAUGCAUCUCUUCCUUAUGAAUCUCUUGCAUUGGAAGAUCCCUAUGCCACUUUGUCACAAUCUCAACAAGUUCCAGCAACUAUUGGUGUUGGAAUGGUCAAGGCCACUCAAACUCCUCAAUUUACUCCAACACAAUAUGCAACAGAGACGUUGAAAGAUAUUCUUUCAGCUCCAAGUAUGAGUCAAACAUCACUAUUGUUCACACCGUUCAAGUCUGUGACCAGUAAUAAUGCUCAAGGAAAUAGUGCAGAUACCACAGGUGGAAAUUCUGCUACAGCUGCUGGAGGAGCUAGCGGGGCUACUUCCGAGUCAUUCCAAGGUCCAUACUUGAGAAGAAGAUUUUUAAAGUUAAAGGAAAAUACCAUGACACAAUAUCAAGCACGUAGAGCUGUUCGAUUGAAGAGAGAAAAAGAAGCUUGGGAAACUCGACAAAAAAUUGCAAAGAAAAAUAAGAUUACCAUGUACAGAAAGUACAGAACUGGAGAAUUACCAGAUAUUCAAAUUGCUUUAAAGGAGAUUAUUACUCCAUUGCAAGCACUUUGUCUCUAUGAUGUGAAUGUUUCCAAGCAUUUGUUUGUUUCGGUAUUCUCUUCUCUAUAUCCAAAUAUUGCACAAAAAUUGGAUGAAAAACAAGCUGAGACAUUGAAGAAUAAUAUUCACACGACCUUCAAUCAAAUGUUAAAACAAUCUGGAGAUAGCUCAGUAUUGAUGUCCGCGUUAAUGACUUUAUGUCUUGAAAUUUUGGACCUUCAAUCACCUAAAUUUAACAUUCUAUCACCCAAACUUGUUCGAUCUGUUAGUAUGCAAAGUUUUAACGUUGAAUUAGGAAUCCUAUUGUUGGAAUCUUUAAUUGAAAACAAUGCUAUUGAUUCUGGAAAUGACGAAGACAUGAUUGAUCAAGAUCGAGACAUGAGAGCUUACAUCGACGCAUGGAUCGAAUUAGGUAAACUAUACAAAUCCAUCGAUGAAGAAGAUGUGGUUCGAUCCAUUUUCGAGUAUCACGUCGCUCAACAAGAAAAUACCAAGAGAGCUCUUUCCGAAGAAUUAGCUGGUCGGUACAAUAGCGCACUGAAAAUUUAUGGACAGGGUCUACAAGAUUGGGAUGCUGGUUGGAAAUCUCAUGAUACUCCACCAUUAGAAGAAGAAGUAGUCUUUUGGCGAGAACAAAAAUUAGAAUGUCUUAAAAAGAUGAACCAAUGGGAUACUGUAUUACAAGAAGUUGUGUCUGAUUUGAAACGAAUGACCAAAUCUGAAAAUAUCACCAAUGAUGAAUCAUCACUGAUACAAGAAAAGAUUUGGCAAAGUGAAAAUAGUGACAAGCUGCUUUCCCUAUUUUUGGAUAGUAAUUUGAAACUGAAAGAACGAUGGAGCGCGUUACAACAUUUCAUUGAAGUUGCCAUGAGUUCAAACACAAAGAGAGACAUCUUGGAGAGCAAGUUCUGUGAUCGCCUUUCAUUCUUGUCACUCUUUAUUCAACAAUAUGAAAAGGCCAAGUCCUACAUUGUGGAUAGUUACGCCGAAUUUUUACAAAGUUGGAGCUCAUUGUCACCGCUCGCUAAAACUGGUCGUCAUAUUUAUUUGCAAAAACUUCAACCUCUUGUAGAAAUUGAAGAAUUUAUUGAUUUGUGGCAAUCUCAAAUGAAUAUGAAACCAAAGAAGUUAAUUCAAUUGUUGCAAACAUGGAAAUCGAGAUAUCCAAGUUCAUACAUUGAUGAUAUGAACACGUGGGACAAUGUGGUCACCAAUCGAAAUUUCAUGUAUGAUUUAAUUUCACAAAAUUUGGAGAACUUUAUUGAAAAAGAUCAACCAAAACUUUCACUCAGUGGAAAGUCGUCUUCACUUCGACCUCUCACAAGCAGCUUGUUAGGUGACGACCCAACGACUACACUUCUUCUCUCAGCAGGAUCUCUUUCACAACAAGACUAUGUGGUUGGUGCUACCUCUACUGGUUCAUCUAUUUUGACAAUGGACUCUGAAUCUCUCUCAAAAUCUAUUGCAAGAGAGAAGGCCAUCAUGUAUUUGACCGUCACAAAAGCCGCCAGAAAACAAAAGAACAAUACUGUUGCUCAGAGUUAUCUCAAAAUUGCACAAGGAUGCAGUAAGAAUUUGUUGACUUCAGAUUCUAACAGUAGUGAUGCAAUCGCUUUUGAUUUUGAAUUUUUCAAAUCUCUUGUGAAAUUAUUGAAGAUUAAGGCAACAAGCAAAGGAUCGACUACUGCUGACACUGUUUCUGUGUUUGAGAAACUUGUUCGAUUUAUCAAACAAAAUGGAAACAAGUAUGGAAACGAAGCAAACAUACCAAUCAAAUACUUGUUGACCUACAAAUUAUUAGAUGCAGAUGCAAACGCUUCGUUUGCUUCUACUCUUCGAGAAAUCAAAGUUCAAAACACAGAUUUAGGAUCUUCAGAAGACAUUUUAAGAUCUUCAUUUGUUCGAUUUAAAGAAUCGAUUGAAUUGGUGAACAAACAUAUUGCACAAGUGUCUGAUGAUUCCAAGAUCAUCAAAGUCGAUGACGACGUCGACUAUGUGUCACAUCCUCAAGCAUCCAAGAUUUAUCUCAAGUUUGCACUAUUUUGUGAUAAUCUUUUGAAGCAACGCUUGAAUCAAACUGAUGAUGACGAAGAUAUUAUUUUAACAAGAGAUCAACAACAUAGUUCACUUCCUUCUAAUGAUCAAUUAGCCAAUUAUAUUGUUGAAAAUCUCAUGAACAGUAUGAAAUAUUUCAACAAGGAAGCAAGAGAUCGAUUCCCACGUUUAUUAGAAUUAUUAGAAAAAUAUCCAACCACAAGAAGUGUCUUUUCCAAAUUUGUACCUUCAACUUGUACGUUACAAAUUCCAAGUUGGAUGUUUAUCACAUGGAUUUCACAAUUAUUGGCUCACCUAACAGGACCAGAGGGAGAAUGUCUAGUUCCAAUAUUAAUUUCCAUUGCUGAAAACUAUCCACAGUCCUUAUAUUAUCCAUUGAAUAUCAGUGCAGAUGAAAUUAUUGAUUCUUACGAAAAAGGAAAUACCACUAUUACUCGCAAAGUGUUGGAAGGUAUCAAAAUUAUGAGACAAAAAGUGAAAAACCCACUCAUUGAAACAUUUAUUUAUUCUCUCAAAAAGUUGAAUUAUCCAGAAUUACGAUUCAAAGCAUUCAUGGAUGACAUUAAGGAAAUUAUGAAAUCAAAAAAUUACAAGUCAGAAAAUAGUCGAAAGAAAGAUAUCAAAUCCAAAUGGGAAGAAUGCUAUGAUGAUGUUUUUGAUCCCAAUGCUCCUCAUAUUGGCGUUUACAAUGUAAGAUUUGCCAAAAAUUGGGCUCCAGCCAUCAAGAAGGACUUUGGAGGACGUGACGGUGAAAAAUUGUUAAAAAUGGAUGAAAAGACGUUUGAAAGUUCCUAUUUAUCAAAAUUCAAAAAGAUGAAAGAAACGAAAGGAGCUUUACAACAUGGCAAGACGAAACUUGAAUACUUUUCUAAAUGGAUGCUUGAUUUCCAUCAAUCGUCAUCUUCAUUGAAUAUGAAUCAUUCAAUGUCCUCCUCUUCGGAUUCUUCUCAUCAACAUUUCAUUGAACUACCUGGACAAUAUAUUGAUAACAUUGGAAAGGCAGCUUCUUCCUUAAUGUUAGGAACAUUAUCCAUGAAUACGAACUAUCCCAAUAUGCAACCACCAAAUUUGGACGAUCAUGUAAGAAUUAUUAGUUUCGAUCCAACGUUGUUGACCAUGUCUUCGAUGAGAAAACCCAAACGUUUAAAGAUUCAUGGUUCAGACGAAAAGGAUUAUGCAUUCCUUGUGAAAGGAGGAGAAGAUUUACGUCAAGAUCAAAGAAUUCAACAACUUUUCCAUGUCAUGAAUAAUAUUUUAGAUCAAGAUGCUAAUUGUAAACAACGAGAAUUAUCCAUUCGAAUGUAUAAGGUCAUUCCAAUGAGCACCGAAGUUGGAAUUAUUGAAUGGGUCGAUAAUACCAUGCCAUUAAAGGCAAUUAUUGAAGAACAAUUGAAUAAGGAAUCUGGAACCAAAGAUCAAGAAGUAUUGAAACACAUUUCUUCAACCAUUCAUUUGAAAAUGAUGGAAAAAUUAGCAGGAAAUCAUCCCGAAUUGAAUUUAUAUCAAAAAUAUAUUUUAUCUUAUCAGAAAGCAAAUCAAGAUAGUUUAACACAAGUCAUGGAUGAGCAAUACAAGACGAUUAAUCCAGAUUUAUUGAGAAAUGGAUUGAGAUCAUUGGCAAUUUCUAAUGAAGCUUACUUCACGAUUAGAAAUCGAUUUGCCAAGUCACUUGCCACUUUCUCUAUUUGUUCAUACAUUUUAGGAAUUGGAGAUCGUCACUUGGAAAACUUCCUUGUGGAUUAUUCGAGUGGAUCUUUGAUUGGAAUUGACUUUGGACAUGCCUUUGGAAGUGCUACUGAAAUUUUGCCAGUUCCUGAACUCGUUCCUUUCCGAUUGACACGUCAAUUGUUGGCUGUGUUUUCACCCAUUUCGACGACUUUGGAUGAUUUUUCAAAUGAAAAUGUUGGAACAGGUCUUUUGUUUGAAAGUAUGGUUCAUUGCAUGCGAGCAUUACAUAAUCAUAGACAUAUUUUGUUAAAUACCAUGGAUGUAUUUAUUAAGGAGCCACUUGUUGAUUGGUUGAAGAAUGCAAAGAAAAAUCCACAAUUUUAUCAGAGUAUGAUGAUGCAAGAAGGUGGUACUAGUAGCACGACUAGUUAUGGAUUGAGUGACAAUGCAUUGAGUGGUGGUUCGUCAUCAUCCUCGGCAGCUGUUUCACAGACUGAAAGCAAUAGUGAAGUCUCUCUCAUGAAAUGGUAUCCACAACGGAAAGUGGAAUUGGCCAAAAUGAAAUUGGAAUUGGCAAAUCCAAAAGUUAUUUUCAAGAGCGAUGUUCAGGCCAAUCCUUGCAUUAAGAAGGGAAUUAAAUAUGUCGAGAGAGCCAUUGAGGGAGAUGCCGAGAUUAAUAAGAGAGCCAAGGUUGGAGAAGUGUGCUCGAGUGUGAAAGAACAAGUCGAAUGUUUGAUCGAUAUGGCUACCGAUGUCAAGAUCUUGGGAAGAACCUAUAUUGGUUGGGCAGCUCAAUUUUAA